This is a messenger RNA of Spirodela intermedia, 4692 nucleotides long. NCBI's taxonomy places the organism in Eukaryota, Viridiplantae, Streptophyta, Magnoliopsida, Alismatales, Araceae. The record is from the annotation of a GenBank genome assembly.
AUGGCGGCGAUGGAGGUGGAGAUGAACCAGCCCUCGACGGCGAGCAACGGAGAGAUGUGUUCGCAAGCGGUGAAGGUGCGGGGCGGCGGCGGGGAGGGCCUGCGUCAGUACUACCUGCAGCACAUCCACGAUCUGCAGCUCCAGGUCCGUCAGAAGAUGCACAACCUGAACCGCCUUGAGGCCCAGCGGAAUGAUCUGAACUCUCGCGGUGAGUUUUUUGCUCUCAACUCUAUUUGAACGUUCAAAACGUGGGGAGGUGCAGUCCAUUUCCUUUUUGUUGCUGGGAAUCUCUCGUAAUGCCGUCGCCAGUAUGCCGAGUUCCGGACGCAAAUCUCUUGAAUUUCCUCUAGAUUCCUGCGCAAGUCUGCGCCCAUCGCCUUGUAUUCAGAAUCAUUCUCCUUUAUGACAGUUUUUGUCUAUAUGGGAAGACAUAAGAAGCACGGUUUUUUAUGUCUAAUUUUUUCUUUUUAUGGAAUGCGUAGCGGAGAACUAAAGUUUUAAUGCUGCAAAUAUGUGAAACCUACUUGCUUGGCAAGUCUGCUUUAUCCCAUUUUCAUGGAUGACUAUUUCGAUUUUCCUUUGGCUGAUUGCGGCUUGGUAACUAUGGUUUCUGUCGCGCCAAAUUCACAUUCUAAUGGUCUACUCUAAAUUCUCGGUGAAGCAGGCUUGGAUUUUAUCUUCGUCUUGGUUUUGACUGGAUAAGAACCAGAAAGGGCAUUUGUACGAGGGACAGUGUUUAUCAAAAAUAGUGUAAUAUUUUUUUACGUGCAUCGAUGUCCCCCUUUUCUGUCCAGUCCUUGUAGUUGGGUGCUGCAUAAGAAUAUUAUCAGCAUUACGAAAAUUUAACAGUAUCAUUAAGCAGCUCUUGUAAAAGAGCUGUGAAGCUUGCACAAAAUGGAAAAACUAUAUACUGCCCUAACCACCCCUGCUAGAGGCCAUCCUGGGCCAUAGCAUGCAAACUACGGUUUUGACAACAGAUCAGCAUAAUUAGCAGAAGACUUAAAAAACUUGGGUUGUUAUCGAAACAUUACGCCAAAUCUCUACACAGGAAUCCCCUUUAUUAAAACCAUGCUCCAAUAGAAGCAGUAACUACCCUCUUCAACAAUGUUUCAAUAAAAUGAAAACACCCUGAAAUGUUCUUACUCGAUGCCAACUAAAAAUGCAAACUCUUGGGUACAUAAACUUCCCACUCUUAUGUCCGUUCCACAGUGGCAAUGGAAACCUACCACUGCUCUAUGUUGCCACGACAAUUUCGCACAUGUGACAUGCGAGCAUCCGAUGCACAAGGAAAGGAGAGAGUGUAAAACCUGGUUAUAUAGUGAGAACAUGAGGAUAAUAUGACAAUCUUAGCAUUUCUCUUUUAAGGAAAGGUUGGCUUAAUUUCAAGAAAUCUUCAAAGACUAUUCAAGAGUUUUGUAGACUUGUUUUUAAAGUUCCUCUUUGGUCAAGUUCCUCUUUCAAGGUUAUCGUCAGGUAUUGCAUCUUUUCAUAGAUUAUUUAUUCGUGGAUUCCUAAUUUAAGAUUAGCAUCGAGAGGCUUAUUGCGUAAAAUUUACUGUUUUUUGGUUUUUUAUGACUUAGACUGCUUCUGUGCAAGCCGAAUGCAUGAUUCUGUAAUGCGUGCUGAUGGUGUUGUGUCCAGUUGCAUUUUAAAAUGUUUAGUGAGGCCAUGUAAUCUGGGAAAUUUGAGGUAUCAGCAGCCUAUUAAAAACGAGGAUGCAAUCUCGGCACGCAAGAUGUACAAAUUGCAUGUAUUUGUGUACUAUUUCACCGUGAUUCUGAUUAUUUCUAUUUGUAAUGUUUCGUUCAUUUGUAAAUUAAUGCUUUUGGUACUUAAGCUAUGUAAGCUUAUGAUGGCAAAUACUUUUUAUCUUUAUCAGUCCGGAUGCUUCGUGAAGAGUUGCAAGUUCUUCAAGAGCCUGGCUCAUAUGUUGGCGAAGUGGUGAAGGUUAUGGGGAAAUCAAAAGUCUUGGUUAAGGUAGCUGUUUAAUUUUGAGCUCUUUUAUUGUCUAUUUUUCGAGCAAUCUCGUGAUAAAAAUUAUAGCCAAUCUUUGAAUCCAUUUUUAUCGAACAGUAGUUUCUUAGCUGCAAAUUUUUGCUAUCUUUUCUUGGCAACCUAUAUUUCUAAUUGUUUAUAAAAAAUACGUUAAACCGCGUUUUAAGUUGAAUAGUUGAGCGGUUAAUCAUAAAAAAAGGAUAUGCGAGAGAAGCUGGAUAAAAUGAAGUGGCAGAAUUUUCCUAGUUUUGCAGGUGGGCGUUGAAUAACAACAUCACAGGUAGCUCGGCUGGAAGUUAAUUACAUCGGGAGUAUAAUCUUACAAGUUUCUGCAUCAGACACUUAAUUACGAAAGCAUGUGAAUCUCCCACUUUUUGUUUAUGAAUGUUCUUCCUCUGUUGAGAUGUCUUGUGCACAUGUCUGUGCUUCAAGGAUCAUCAGAAUAUAAUUCUCAUCUCUCCUGUUUAAUUUUUGGUGUGAAAGAAUUGUUUAUUUCUCUCUGAGGUAGCGAGGUUUGACCUCCAUGUUGGCAUCUACCACGUGGCUCUUUGUAGUAGUUUUUUUUAUGUGCAGAAGGCAUCAAAACUUGGAAGUGAACCAUUAGACCUAACUGGUUACCAGUAAAAACGGGCGCCACUCUGUUUUGUGCUUGGUGAUUAUUUAAAAUGGCACUCGUCAUUGCUGUCAUCACUCCACGAUAUUUUUCUGCAGAUUUCGUGUUAGGUUUUUUUUAUGUAGACAAAUAGGCAGAAAUGUAAAAUAUGUUGUUUUUGUCAUCUAUUCCACCUAUAUGGAUAGUCCCUGGAUUGAUGCUUGUUUUUUUCUUUUUUUAUUUAGAUUUUCUGUUGUUAUUUCAAUUUUUAAAAAUUGUUUAUUUGUGUAUGCUUUUUUUCUAUUGAAAAAAUUUAUAGAUGCAGAGCGUUUGUUGAUUAUCCUACUUCUAAUUUUGGACAACAUUCAGGUCCAUCCCGAAGGAAAAUAUGUAGUUGAUGUUGAUAAGAGUAUUGACAUUACAAAAAUCACUCCGUCAACCCGCGUGGCUCUACGGAAUGAUAGCUAUGUGCUUUACUUGAUCUUGCCGAGCAAAGUGGAUCCCCUUGUCAACCUUAUGAAAGUUGAAAAGGUUCCCGAUUCUACCUAUGAUAUGAUUGGUGGUUUGGACCAGCAGAUCAGGGAGAUUAAAGAGGUUUUUUUUUUGUCAACCUGGAGAAAACACAUCUUCCACGUAAAUCUCUGGGCCAGUUUCCUUACUCCCUCGUUUUUGCUUGUGGAACAUUUCAGGUUAUCGAGCUUCCAAUCAAACAUCCAGAACUGUUUGAGAGUCUCGGCAUUGCUCAGCCUAAGGUAUUUGAAUGAGGAGACGAUCUUAUUUAUAGGAGCUAAUAAGCUCCUGGGCGGAGGAUGAUACCAGAUGGAAAGCGCAUUAAACUUUGGAUUUUUCUAUCCAGGGGGUGUUACUCUAUGGCUCGCCUGGGACGGGGAAGACUCUGCUGGCUAGGGCAGUGGCCCAUCAUACCGACUGCACCUUCAUCCGCGUUUCUGGCUCGGAGCUGGUUCAGAAGUACAUUGGAGAGGGGUCUAGGAUGGUCCGAGAACUUUUCGUCAUGGCCAGGUAAGCGUCGAUUUCAUUUAUCAGCCGUUGUGUUGUUUUAUCUUUUUAGGACGGUGCGGAGGAGUGUCCUGUGGUUCCUUGCAUUGAUUCCGGUGGCGCUUUCCUUUUGCCCAUCUGACCUACGAUCCUUGGUGUGACUCUCUCGAAGGGAACAUGCUCCGUCUAUCAUAUUCAUGGACGAGAUCGACAGCAUUGGAUCUGCCCGCAUGGAAUCUGGAUCCGGCAACGGCGACAGUGAAGUACAGCGAACGAUGCUCGAGCUUCUCAAUCAGCUCGACGGGUUCGAAGCGUCUAACAAGAUCAAGGUUUGGAAACUUCCUCGUUGUUGUUGUUGGUGGGUGGGUGGGGGGGGUGGGUGGGAGUAGAAAGAAGCACAUUUCUGCCCUGUUGGGGGUGAUGACUGUUUCUUGUGUUUCUCUUCCCGUAGGUUCUGAUGGCCACGAACAGAAUCGACAUCCUGGAUCAGGCCCUCCUCCGGCCCGGCCGAAUAGACAGGAAAAUCGAGUUCCCGAACCCCAACGAGGAGGUGAAUAUCCCGCCCGCGCACUUACCUCUUAUGUGCACCCCCCCCCCCCCCGGCCUUCGGAGACUUUCUCGGCAAUGGCCAUGGUUUCAAGUGUCUCGUUCCUAAUCCCUCACCCGCACUCUAAAUCUUCCCCUUCUUCCAGUCCCGUUUCGACAUAUUGAAGAUUCACUCGAGAAGAAUGAACCUGAUGCGCGGCAUCGAUCUAAAGAAGAUAGCGGAGAAGAUGAACGGUGCGUCUGGCGCCGAGCUGAAGGUGAGCCCUCUCUCUCUCUCUGUGUGUAUAUAUAUAUAUAUGGAUGUCUCGGCGCUUGAUUCCCCGCGCCUCUCCUCCGUCAGCCGAGCUUUCAUUUACGGAGGAAUGAGGUUGUCUGACCAGGAUUGUGCCGACUGACUCAUUUCGUGUCUGCUUGAUGCGCAGGCGGUGUGCACGGAAGCGGGAAUGUUUGCCCUGAGGGAGAGGAGGGUCCACGUGACGCAGGAGGAUUUUGAGAUGGCGGUGGCCAAGGUCAUGAAGAAGGACACGGAGAAGAACAUGUCCCUGAGGAAACUCUGGAAGUAG